Molecule: messenger RNA, 774 nt
Organism: Saccoglossus kowalevskii
Lineage: Eukaryota; Metazoa; Hemichordata; Enteropneusta; Harrimaniidae
Source: RefSeq, a predicted model, not a curated record
GUUUUCAAUUCAUCAGGGCAGAGGGAUUUGUAUUUGCUCAUGUUGCUGAUGAAGGGAUCAUGAAUUGUUGCGCCGGGGAGUUGCUAAGAUACCGUAAACAAAUAGGAGCUGAUGAUGUCCAAGUAUUUACUGAUAUCAAGAAGAAACAUAGUUCACAUGCAAUAACUGCUGAUAUUAAUAUUGCCGACACUGCUAAGGCUGCAGAAUUCUUUCUCAGCGAUGGAGUUGUCGUCACUGGUGGUUCUACUGGUAUGGCUACUGACACCAAAGAAUUACAGGAUGUGCUGAAAGCUGUGAAUAUACCAGUUUUGAUUGGAUCAGGAGUAACCAUUGACAACAUGGAACACUAUAUGUCAGCCAAUGCUCUGAUUAUCGGCUCAUACUUCAAACAUGGAGGAUCAUGGGAGAAUGAUGUUGAAUUGCCGAGAGUGAAAGCUUUUAUGGAGAAGAUACAGAGACUUAGAGAAAAGUGAUAGAUUUCUUGAAAAAUAGACAAAGAUUUUGUAAGACAUUUCAACAUAGAACUUAAAGUGGGGGAGUCAUCACCUGCGCAUGCGUCUACAAACAAGCGUCUACCCAUGAACCUUUGCGUUUUUAGUAUUUUAUCGACGACGCUUGGGACUCAAUUCCCACGCGUGCGCAGGUGACGACCCUCCCGCUUUAACGAUAUUGGGUUUUACAAAAGACUUGUAAGAUGAGGAUAUGCAAGUGGUAUGGAAUUUAAGAAGUCGAUAAUUAUAAUAUUGCAAUAUAAAUGUACAUUUUUAAGGCGUA